GUAUCACGCUAGAAUAUUUGUUCCACGCGUGGAUUGUAAACAGAUACGGUGUUUCCUGUUGUGAAUAAUUCGAAAAAAUUAUUACAUCGUAUAUUGCUUUUCAAGAGAGUUUUUGAUCUUGUUGAAAAAAUCAUAUUUACGGAUAGAUUCAUGCAUCGAUCAGUGGCAUAAAUUGAAGUGAAUUCAUGGAAUAUCUUCCGUUAUAAAUGUUUGCGCCGCUACCGUGAUUCAUGUUUUGACGUGAUUCCAAAACUGUGACCAAUGUUUUGCUAACCGGUGUCUGAAUGGCGAGAAACUAACAAUAAUUAUUGAUGGUUGAUGUGUAAACACCAUGAGUGAAAUACCAGCAAGCAAAGCAUCUGAUGAUGAAGAACAAGUAGAGAGGGAAAUGGAUGACUUACCAGAGGACAAUGAUGGUCCUGGCUGGACAAUUCCUGAUGGAAACUUGACAGGAAGUACUGCUCAGGAAGAAGAAGAGUCAGAAUCCAGCAAAGACGGCUCACAGAAGGUCCACCAGAGCAUGUUUACUGACAGCGAUGGAGGGAGCACCAUUAAAAUGAAUGAGCAAUGUCACUCAGAUGCAACUCAGACAGGUGAGGAUGCCCCUGGUGCUCAUUCCAUUGACCCUUCUAACAUGGAUACUGACCAGUCAAACAGUGAUGCCAAGGGAGAAGGACAGUUCAUUGUGACAGAGAGAGAGUUGGAUAAAGACAAUGACUCAGAGACAAUGAGUGAGACGAGUGACAUUGUAAACAACAACAAGACGCAGAGUCCCAGGCAAAUAUCUCCAGAGGAGCAGAGAUCCCUGCUAGAGAGCCUACCUUCCUCUAACAAACUCAGGACCGUACCCAGCUCUGGGAGUUUAUUCAGCGAGGAAGGAUAUCAAACAUUUCCUGGGGCAGAGCAGAGUCAGGAGCUACUGAAGCGAGAGGUUUAUGGUCAUGAAGAUGACAAUGAAAGCGAAGCUGUCAGUUCUUGUACUGACACCAGUAACCUAGCUCAGUUAAUUGUUGACCAUGUCCUAGAAAAUGUGGUGGGUUCAGUUCAAGAUGAGAGUGAUUCAGAUUCUUCCCUGAAACAAAUCGUGGAAAAUCUAGAAAAUGCUUUAGAGACUGAAGAAAACGAGGAGAGUAUGGACCAGAGAGAAGAAGAACAGGUGUUAGAGGACAAAGGAUAUGCAUCUAAGAUGGAGUUGGAUACUGAUCUCAAAAUUGAUGAAGAAGCCAUGACAGAUUUCCAACUAAAUGACCCGCAGCCCAUAGGUGAAGAGGUUAGGGAGGAAAAUGAUGAGAAGGUGAUAGAUGGAGGUGAUGAACAGAUAGAAGUGAGACUGCCAGAAGACAACACGGCAUUUGACUCUGAGGAUAGGGCAGUAGAGGGGGCUCAAGCCAUGGAUCAGCUUUCAUCCGAGUCUGAAGUCCCAGGGGCGGAACAAACUCCAGAAGUGGACGAAGAGAAUGUAGAUGACAAACAGUUAGAUAAUGGAGGAUCCACUAGACUUUUGAAGUCUAAAGACAGUGGAGUUUCAAUGAGCUAUGCUGGAGAAAUUAUUGGAAAUUCCCAGUCGGCAGGUGUUGUUGCCUCUACGAGUUCAAAUGUUUCAGAUAGAAUCAGUGACACUAUCCCAAGUAGGAGAAAUCUGUCUGACUCUUUACAAGAGUAUGACACACAGAGACCUUCAGACAAUGUCAAUGAACCAAUGGCAGAAAAGCCUUAUGAAGAGGAUUCAACUUUCAAACGCUUAACGCCUGAAGAAGCCACGAUAAGUUCAGCUGAAAUCAGUGUUCCUGAGAGUUUUGCAGAUCAAAAGGAGAAUAGUAAUUUGGCUUACACAGCUGUUUCCUCUCCAGGCUAUACUGAACCUUCCUCCGUCAGAGCUGAUCAAUCCUCAGGAUUCUUAGCCUCCCAAGAAACAGACUCUCAACUUUCAUAUGAAAGAAACAGUUCACCUGCUAAGCCUAUACAAACCCCACCAAGAAUGGUGCUGAGAACAAAGCAAGAUUUUGUUGUUAGUGGAAAUCGCUCAGAGAAAGACCCAAGUUCAAAUGUCAGAGGUCAGGGUCAACAACACCAGAGAGAGGCUGAGAUGCACAGAGAGCAGUUGAUACUAGACAAGGUAAGGAAGGACAUGGCAGCUAAGGAGAGAGAGAUGAGAAGACAGAUAGACAGAGAAAUGACUGAGAGAAUGGAAAGAGCUAGAUUACAGCAGGAGCUUUUAUCAAAUGGAGGAGAAUAUUACAGAAGUGAAAAUGACCUGUCAAUGAAUCCAUAUGACCAAUCAAAUGAAAUUGAUAUAACUGAGUCUUCAAGGUUGAAAUAUUCAGACCAAAGUUCUUCAAGGUCCUCGAUCAAUGCUGGAUCCCGUAGCAUGCCCACCAGAAGUUCCUCUGACUUUCGAGUUUCGGAAGAGGAACUCAUAAGACGGUAUCAGCGGGAGUUAUCCCGCUCUGAACAGAGACAUUAUGAUGUCAGUGGAAUAGACACAUAUGCUACUCUCCAAAACCAGCAUCAUCGCAAUGAAAGUGUUUCACUUGACGAUCCACUCAGAAUGGAGGGAAUGUCUUAUGCAGACAUAAAUCGGAGUGAUCGGGGGAUGCCAUCAAAUGUUUAUUCCAGCUAUAACAUUCCUCCACCACAGUAUAAUGUGUCUACCUCCUUUGGAGCUCAGAACUCUUCCCAUACCUCAUCAGAUCUAGAAGCCACUCCCCCAAAGUCUGGAUCAGUGCCCCCAUUCAAAACACUCCAUGAACAACAGAUUGGUUGGAUGCGAAUGUUUAAAACCCUAGAGGAGCAGCAUCACAAUGAGCUGAAGAACCAAUACAGACAACAUCAGGAAACCAUCUUCUCUAUGCAGCACCAGAUUGAGAGUGAACUCCUCAACCAACAGCAAACCCUGAAACAGAAGCUGUCAGCUCAUAAAGAGGCUCUUUCUAAUAAUGCCAGUCCCAUCAAACCAAACCAAGACAGGAGACUCAACCACAGUCAACUAAGUGGCCAAAUGCUGGAGAGCUCACGGGGAGACAGCUCUUACAAGAAAUCAGGCUCACCUAAAUCCUCCCCCAAUGCUAGACACAUGGAGCGGUCUCACCAUUCAGACAGGCACGCCUCUCCCCCCUGGAAGGACAUCUACAGAGAGAUUCGUGGGAAGGGUGUUGACAGUGAUCGGGAAACAGAGGACAAUGAGGAGGAGGCAACUCCAAUCAGGCGCUCCUUGGAGGAUGAUUUCAUGUCAACCUCCUCCAUGCUGAGGCAGCCAUUGUCUGAGGAAAUCAGGCCUACCCCAAAGAAAUAUUUUGACCCACUCCCUUCAGAAUCCCCAAGGGGUGGUGUGUACAGUAGCCCUAUGCCUGUUCUACGAAAAAGUAACAUAUCUCAGAGCUCAACACGAACUCCAAGUCCAAGGCAGGCAGACAGGAACUCACCUCGUGUUGCUAGCGGCAACGACCUUUCACAGAGGGGUGACAGGACAGACAGCAGACUGUUGGACAGCAUAGCUGAUGCUCCAAUGGAAAGUUUAACCUCAGAGGAGUCAGCCUCUCAGAGAGCUCAUUUACGAGAGAAGCAUGCCAAGCACUUGUUAGAUCUGAGAGAAUACUAUGAGCAGGAGAUCCAUGAUUUGAGAUUGGCAUUGUCAAGGUCUGAUGACAUCACAAGUAGGUCGCCAUUUAAGAGGGUUGCCAAUGAGAACCAAGCACUGAUCACAGAAAACCACUCGCUAAAACACACAAAUGAGGAGUUGGAAAGUCAGCUAAACAAAGUUGUCAGAGAGAACCGUGAGCUUGAACAGAAGGUCCAUGGACUUGAAAGACGAGCAAGUGAGUACGCUGACUGUUACAAGGAGGCCCAGGACAAGAUCUCCACGUUCCGUAACAAGGUGGAGGAGCUCCAGUACCAGAACCGGACGAUGGAGGACCAGGUGCAGCAUCUGGAGUGUCAGCUCAAGAACCAGGCGGAUGCCAUCAAACACUACAAAAAGUCUCAAGAUGAACAGAUGGAAGUUUUACAAAAAGACAGAAAUGCAUAUCACAAGCUUUCUGAUAAGUAUGAUAACUUGGAGAGGGAGUUCAAUAUUCUAAAGGAAUCCUUCAAUUCCACAGAAAACAAGUUGUAUGAUGCUCGGUCUGAGGUUGUGGAGCUGAACAGGACAGUAUCAAAGUUGGAACUGGAAAAUAAAAGACUUGGCCGAGAGAACGACAACAUCCGAUAUAAGCUUACCCAAAGUGCUAAUGCUGUAACAAUGCAAGGGAAUGCUGACGACUCUUACUCUAGCCCAGAUAGAAUUCGUCAUCAGUCACCAGUGAGAGAAAGUGGCCUGCAAAAGUCCUACGGUAAAAUGACAGACAUUAGUCCAGAGUCUGCUCAUGCCAGAAGCAGGAGUCAAGAGAUCCCCAUCCGAUUGCUAGGAGACAGACCAAUGGACCGUGACCUUCAUCAGGACCGUCAGGUCAGGUCACGGAGUCAGGUUGACAGUUUUUGUGAGGAGAUGGAAACGAGCUUAGGAGUGAGAGAGCAGAGCACUGAAAGGCGCCCAAAGAACACUUGUAAUACAUAUGCUGAGGUGGAAGAAAUUGAGAAAUCUCAUCAAAGACCAAGAUCUGCCCCAAGCUCCAGAAAUGCUCCGGAGAGACAGAUGAGCCCUGGAGUGGACCAGACAUCACCGGUGCUGAGGGCAGAGAGAGAACUGUAUAAACUACGGGAAAUCAUGAGACAGGCUGAGCAGGUGGUGGAAGCCUCUCCCCCACAGCAUCCCAAGCUACAGAAGAAAUUCUAUGGCAGUGAGUCAGCGCUUUCCAGUAGUAAAUCAGAUUCGGGGUCGUCAAUUCAUAAAUCUGAUUCUUCAUCAAGUCUGAAACUCAAGAAAAAGAAAUCUGUCAACACUUCCCCAGUAAAAUCUCCCAAAGUAAGAACUUCAAUGUCCUCAAGGUUUCAAGAUUCUGAUCCCCUGUCCCCGCCCUCCAAAGCAAAGUUUGAGACGAGUCCCGGUGAAUUUGACACUCCUACACGUUUUGAUAUCGGUGUAAUGGAGAGAUCCUCAAGCAGACGGCAGCACAGCGAUUCCUUGCCAACCAGAGACACUGGAUCUAAACCCAGACAGAGUCCCGCCACCAGGGAUAAACGAAACGGAGAGGUGAGGGGAGGAAACAAAGCAGGCAGAGACAGGAAACCCUUAAAGGCAGAAAAAGAUACACAAGUCCCCAAUGGAACAGUGGAGAACACACUGGCCAAGAUGAAGGAGGGAGAAUUUGUGUCCAGACCUGGCUGGGAGGAUGUUUACACAUCAAUGGCCAAACCCAAGUCAGACUCCAAAGCAACCCCAGUUAAACAGACAGUGAAAAAUCGGAUGGACAACAUAUCAGACUUGGAGGCUAGAUAUGAUGAACUUCAGACCGAGAAAAGAACACUUGAGUCCAAACUGAGCAGAGUACCUUCUCAUGGGAAAGGAAGACAGGAACAGGAGAAUUUAGAAAACAAGUUAGAUACUGUGGAGAAAGAGCUUGGAUCUGUUCGGAUGUCACUGAAAAGAUACCAUGUGCUAAAAACCUCCAUCUAGAUAGAUGAUGGUCCAUGGUACAAUACACUGUGCACCAUUCUAUUAGAUAGCAGUUAGAUUAUAGACAGAGGAUGGAAUAACCAUGAACCUUCACUGUGAAUGGAAAAGUAUACAGCCAAAUGUCCUGUACCAGUUCACUAAGACUAUGGUCCAGCUUUAGUGGAACUAGUCUGUCAGUGGUUUCGUUAGAUGACAGUCCAUGGACAAGCCGAUGUAGUCUUCUCCUCGUCCGUGGUCCGGCCAGUACAUCCGUACCGAGCGUGUUCUAGUUCGCCCGACCCAAACCCCAGGAAGAAGACUGGGGGUCACCUCCUGUUCAGUAUUUUGCGUUACAUCACACGUUCAGUGAUUUGCUCAGAUAUUUGUGUUUUGUUUUUUGCUACUUGUUACUUGAUGGUGUAGGGGAUUUAGGUUGUUAAGACGUCUGUUGUUAUAUUAAAUAGGGUUUCUGUACUUGUAAACUAGAUGACUAUGUUUCAAUAGUUUUGGUGCAGAAUAUCAGGACUGACACAUUACAUUGCAGUCCGUCUCUGGUUGUAGAUCUGCAAACAUGUAUCAAUUUUAUAUAUCAACUAGAAUCUAGUCCAGAUCCAUCUAUGUUAUUUAUUUUGUUUGAUAUUCUUUGUUUAUAGCACGGCUAGAGCAGAUUUUAUACAUGUACAGUGUAUAUAUACAUGUAGUAUAUGCUCUACAAUAUCAGACCUUAUAUCAGAUUCUGUGUAGGCAUCUAGAGGAAGAAACCUGCAAGUGCUUUGCCUCACAUUGCCUUAACUAAUGCACCAUUACUCAGAGAUGGCACCAAAGUUCAUUCCUUGAGAUGUUGAUAGUAUACAAUGACGUCACAGGACUGCACAAAUAGCCAUUGGCACCAAUCACUGGAUAUUUGUAGGACGUGGAGUCUUCACCAAACUUCACAGAUAUCACAAGAUAUUUUAUAUUGCACUACACGUGUACUGUAUUCACUGCAGAAUAUCAGUUAUGUAUUUUUUUAUUUAUCGAAUUAAAUAUGAAGUUUAUAACUUA
Messenger RNA from Magallana angulata, 6574 nucleotides. RefSeq lists its product as uncharacterized. Gene Ontology annotation, cellular component: centriole. The transcript is spliced from 18 exons. The record is from RefSeq and is a predicted model, not a curated record. Bases 332 to 5551 code for a protein of 1739 amino acids. NCBI's taxonomy places the organism in Eukaryota, Metazoa, Mollusca, Bivalvia, Ostreida, Ostreidae.